Messenger RNA from Prunus armeniaca (apricot), 519 nucleotides. The record is from the annotation of a GenBank genome assembly. Lineage: Eukaryota; Viridiplantae; Streptophyta; Magnoliopsida; Rosales; Rosaceae.
AUGGAGUAUUCGAAAAAAUCUCAACCUUCCACCGCCGCCGUUGGUCUCACCUCGGAUCAAGGCCAUGCCUUGACGAUGGCUUCACGCCAACAUGAUGUCCAGGGGAACUUACCGGAGAUGGAGAAAUCUCUCGACAAGAUAUCAGAGAUCGAGAAAACCCAAAAGUUCGAAUUGCAAACAUUAAUAUUGGAGCUGCUUAGCUUACUAAGCGCCAGUAGUUGUGGCCUCGUUCAACCAGUCAGUCACAUGCCGGCAAUCACCUUGACAAUGGCUUCCACCGCUGAGCCCACCCCUGGUCAAUCGGAAGUGGAGAAAUCUCUAGCCGAGCUUUUCGCCCAACAGAAAUCCAUAAUGGAGGAGCUUUGCCUGAUACGCGCCAGUAUUGCUAGCCUCAGUCAAUCCCAAAGGACAACAACUCCAAAUUUCACGGAGAUUUACGAAAGUCCCACCCGUGAACCCUUUAAUCCUUACCCAAGGUCAGUGCAUUAUGGCUUAGUGGAUUUCAUCUUAUCUUCUUAA